AUGGGACCACACGGACUGUGUUUGCAGCUCGGCACCAUGGCUUGCGGGCUCCUGCUGCUCCUCGUCCCAGGCGAGGGCCAGGACUCCACAAGCCCCAUCAGGACCACACAUUCUGGGCAGGUGCAAGGAAGCCUGGUCCAUGUAAAAGGCACCGACAUGGGCGUCCACACCUUCCUGGGCAUUCCCUUUGCCAAGCCACCUCUGGGGCCACUGCGUUUUGCACCUCCUGAACCUGCUGAAGCUUGGAGUGGAGUGAGGGAUGGCACCUCCUAUCCAGCCAUGUGUCCACAGAACCUUGCAAUAAUGGGUGAUGAUGCUCUGAAUAUGACAAUGUCCCUGCUAUCCAUCCCCAUGUCUGAGGACUGCCUGUACCUUAACAUCUAUGUGCCUUCCCAUGCCUAUGAGGACUCCAAGCUGCCUGUAAUGGUAUGGAUCCAUGGAGGUGCAUUGGUUGUAGGCAUGGCUUCUGCAUAUGAUGGCUCCACUCUGGCAGCCUUUGAGGAUGUAGUGGUGGUCACCAUCCAGUACCGCCUGGGCAUCCUGGGAUUCUUCAGCACUGGAGACCAGCAUGCCAGUGGCAACUGGGGCUACCUGGACCAAGUGGCCGCACUGCGCUGGGUGCAGAAAAACAUUGCCCACUUUGGAGGCAACCCUGACCGGGUCACCAUAUUUGGCGAGUCUGCAGGGGGAAGGAGUGUGUCCUCGCAUGUGCUAUCACCCAUGUCGCAAGGGCUCUUCCAUGGAGCCAUCAUGGAGAGUGGGGUAGCCGUGAGGCCUGGCCUCAUCGCCAGCUCAUCUGUGCCAAUCUCCAAGGUGGUGGCCAACCUGUCUGGCUGUGGCCAGGUGGACUCUGAGACCCUGGUGGGCUGCUUGCGGGCCAAGAGUGAAGAGGAGAUGCUGGAGAUGACCAAGACCUUCAUGACUAUCUCUGGGGUUGUUGAUGGCGUCUUCCUGCCCAGACACCCCUAUGAGCUGCUGGCCUCUGCGGACUUCCAACCGGUCCCCAGCAUCAUUGGUGUCAACAAUGAUGAGUACGGCUGGAUCCUCCCCAAGUUGUUCUCUGCCAGAGACACUAGGAAUGAAAUCCACAGAGAGGCCAUGGAGGCUCUAAUACAUCAUACAUCUGAGCAAUGGAUGCUGCCUCCAAGGAUAGGGCAACAGUUGGUGGACGAAUACCUUGGUGACAAUGAGGACCCAAAGACCCUCAUGGCUCAGUUCCAGGAGAUGAUGGCUGAUGCCCUCUACGUGAUGCCAGCACUCCAUGUCGCCCAUUUUCAGCGUUCCCACGCCCCCGUCUACUUCUAUGAGUUCCAGCAUUCACCCAGUUUCAUGAAGGACUUCCGGCCACACCAUGUGAGGGCUGACCAUGGCGAUGAGCUUCCCUUUCUCUUCAGAUCCACUUUCUCUGGCACAAAAGUGACUCUCACUGAGGAGGAGGAGCUGCUGAGCAGGAGGAUGAUGAAGUACUGGGCCAACUUUGCUCGCACCGGGAACCCCAAUGGCGAGGGCCUGCUGCAUUGGCCCGUCUUGGACCAAGAGGAGCAGUACCUGCAGCUGAAGGUGCAGCCUGCAGUGGGCCAGGCCCUGAAGGCCCACAGGCGCCACUUCUGGGCCCAGACCCUGCCCAAGAAGAUGCAAGAGCUGAUGUGGGCUGAGCAGAAGCACGUGGAGCUGUAGCUGCCUGUGUCUAGAUGGGUGACCCUGACCCCAGCCACGGCCAUCACUCACCUGCCCAGCCUGCCCCCACCAAACCCUUGUGGAGGACCUGUUGCCUGGGCCACCUGCCCAGCCUGCCCUGAGUGUCCUGUGCUAAAUGCACUCACCAACCCCCAUGA
Ochotona curzoniae (black-lipped pika) is the source of this 1835-nucleotide messenger RNA. Its product is annotated as cocaine esterase-like. NCBI's taxonomy places the organism in Eukaryota, Metazoa, Chordata, Mammalia, Lagomorpha, Ochotonidae. Gene Ontology annotation, cellular component: intracellular membrane-bounded organelle. Gene Ontology annotation, molecular function: carboxylic ester hydrolase activity. The transcript has 12 exons. Bases 1 to 1677 code for a protein of 558 amino acids. The record is from RefSeq and is a predicted model, not a curated record.